Messenger RNA from Aphanomyces astaci, 1595 nucleotides. RefSeq lists its product as hypothetical. Gene Ontology annotation, molecular function: amino acid transmembrane transporter activity. Gene Ontology annotation, biological process: amino acid transmembrane transport. NCBI's taxonomy places the organism in Eukaryota, Oomycota, Saprolegniomycetes, Saprolegniales, Verrucalvaceae. The coding region runs from base 184 to 1527 and encodes 447 amino acids. The transcript has 2 exons. The record is from RefSeq and is a predicted model, not a curated record.
CGAUCAUCUAUCCAUCCUUCCAUGGGACUCAUUCGAAUCUUGGCCACCAACCUCCGUCGACAUGUCCACGGUCAAGGAAUCGCUGCAGCAUGGCGUCGCGUAAGGAGCUGCCGACAUCAUCAUCGCCAUCCACAUCCCUGACCGCCACAUUGUAGAGAAACGUUGGAGCUUGAGCCUGUAUCCAUGGGUGAGUACCUCCCGUCUCCACGCAGCACCGCCACGGACGUCGAAUCUGUGGGCGAAGCGCAGCCACUCGUGCACAGCGUCACCAAAGAGCACAAGGAACAGCACGAAGGCACGAUCCUCGGCUCGACGAUCACCCUUACCAACACAAUCCUCGGCUCUGGCACGUUGGCCGUGCCGUACGCGAUCGCGUCGAGCGGGUACGGCGUCGGCGUCGCGGUGAUGGUGACCAUCGCGCUCCUCACGCAGUACUCGGUGCACUUGCUCAUGCUAGCGAGCGACGCCGCGGGCAACGCCGCCGCCAAAACGUACGAAAGCCUCGGCCACCACACCAUGGGAAAGUGGGGCACGUACUUGGCCGAGUUUACGUUCAUCUUUGGUGGGUUUGGGACGCUCACGUCCUACUUCAUCUUCAUCACGGACCUCUUCUGCGUCGUGUUCUCUGUGCCCAAGGCGUACCGCGCGUGGGUGACCGUGGCCUGCACUGUCUUUGUCAUUCUGCCGCUGUCUCUGCUUCGAAAACUCGGCAAGCUGCGCCUCUCGUCGCUGCUGGCCACGUGCGCCGUGGGCUACGUCGUGAGCUUGUUCUUCACCGUGUACAUCGUCGUUCAGAGCUCGGACCACCCGAUUGUCGUUGACACUCCCGCGGUGCACUUGACGUCCAACUCGGUGUACACUGUGACGUUGCUGAUCCAAGCCUUUGCGUGCCACAACACUGCCUUGCCAGUGUACGAAGAGCUCCAACACCGCAGCAUCAAGCGCAUGAAUCAAGCUGUUUUCGGCGCCAUCUCGCUUGCGUUCGUCCUGUACGCCGUGAUCGGGCUCUGCGGGUACUUUACGUUUGGAGCGGCCACGAUGGACAACAUCCUGGUCAACUUUACACCUGAAUUCCUCGACGCGUACCCCGGCGUCCGGCAGCCGCUUCUCCUCGGGCGGCUGUGCAUGGCCAUCGCGCUGCUCUUUUGCGCGCCCAUCGCUACGUGGCCAUUCCGGUCUUGUGUGCUAUCCGUGUACCUCCGCGUCAAGAACGGCGGCCGCCAGACCCCAAGCUCGGCCGCCACCGCGUCCGAAUUCACCGGCAUGACGGCGACGCUGCAGGCGCUGAUUCUGUUUGCCGCUAUCUUUGUGCCGUCCGUCAAGAUCCCGCUGAGCAUCGUCGGGUCGGUUGCGGGGUCGCUCAUCAUUUUCAUCAUGCCGUCGCUGUUUUACACCCUCCAACACCGCCCGGUCGUGUCGUGGGCCAACAAGGGCCCGUUGGCGAUGUUUGCCUUGGGCGUGUGUGUCUUUGUGCUGUGCUUUAGCCUGACCAUGCUCAAGUUAGAAAACGAAUUCUUUCCCUUGUAAAAAUUAAUAGAUUCGACAGGCGAUGAUACCAAUGCCCCCCCGAUCCAUGUGUUUAUGGUUUUUCCACG